UGUCACACAGAGGGACGUCAUGAACGUUGCCACGGUAUUUUAAUUAUUAAAGAAUUUCAGUUGAACGUUGUGUGGGCACGUUGCCUGGAGACUGCUCGAGCACUUGUUGCUAUAGGAAACCUGGUCCAGAAGAACCGGCUCGCGACGAAUAUCUGAACGUUCUAGAAUUCCGCAGUAGGAUGUCAGCACUUCCUGCAAAGCCUGGCCUGCGCCACAGUGUGUCAGAGUGGAACAGCAACAACCACCAACUGUCUGCCACGGCACAACAUGAGCGGUUUGUUUCCAAUGUGAUCCGGCAGGAUGGGAGGUCACUACGCAACGAGACCAACUGUAAGACAACCUGGGAUGAAAGUGAUACCUGUCGCAGGCUGAGGGACCGGGCAUGGGAUGUUGCCCGGCGGAAAGAGGAGUUAGAAACCUAUGCACAGAAAGUGGACGAAGAGAUGGAGGCUCUGACCCUGUCCAAAGAGCAAACCGAGCAGGCCCUGGCUGCGACUGUCGUUCCCCUGGAGGUCGGAGGUGAGUGCUUGACGCUGAGGGACGGACGGCGAGGGUACGAGCUUGCCACCGACCCCGUGGACGAACAGCUGAAAAAAGAAGUGGAGCUGAUCGAGAGAAUGCAGCAAGUUCUGCAGCAGCACAUUGACAAGGCCUUCGAGCAGCUGUGUGUUUUGCAGGAGGCUCGGCACCAGCUGACCGCUGACCUCCAGAACAAGAUGGACGCCCUGGACAUUGAACUGUCGUGCCUGACGCUUACUAUCAAGUCACCUCAGAUCUCCCUGAAGACCAACCCAACUCGCAUACCGUCGGCUUCCUCCACCCCCCAGGAGUGGGUCCAGUUCAGCCAGUAUAAUGUGGCCCGGGCCCAGGAGGCCAUGCAGGUGUCCCAGCAAAUGAGGGAGGACAUGAGUCUCACCAGAGCCCAGUUGCAGAAUGAGUUGGACACACAGCGCCGUGCCACAGAGUUUGCUCUCCGUAAGCGCAAUCACCAUGAAGAGCAGGCCCGCGAUGAGCUGGAGUGGCAAAUAAGAAAUACUGAAGAUGAAAUGGCAGAAAUGGAGAGAGACAUCUACGGGCUGGAUGCAGAUCUGCAGGCAAAGAUGGCCUCCCUAAAACUGGCUCACACCCGACUGGAGAACAGGACCAACAGACCUGGCAUGGACCUGUGCAGAGACGAGGUGCAGCACGGCCUCGUUAAUGAAGUCCAUCAGCUGGAGGCCACAAUCAUGGUUCUGAAACAGAAGCUGUCUGAAGCUCAGCACUCAUUGCAGAAGAUGAAGCUCCAUCAUUCCCGCAUGUUGCAGGAUCUCUCCAGAAAACAGGAAGCCCUUUCUCUGGAACAACGAAGCAUGAACACCCGCUCCCGCCUCACACCAACCUCCUGCACCGAGAAAACCCCGGUGCUGCUGGUUCCACUCACAAACUCCAGCGGCAGGAGCAACCUGCAGCUGCUGGCUCAGUAAGAUGAGAUGGUAUCCAGUUUGUGAAAGGAAAGAGGCAUAAUCUAACACGUACAUUAGGGUGAUUUGUUUAUUUGAGCAUUGACAUCAUGUUUUUUUGUCCACACUUGAGAUUCAAAUCUCAUAAAGUCUUAAAUUUAUUUAUCAUCCCCAUUACUGCUGGAGGACAAAACUAAAUUUGAUCUAUUUAUUUCAAACAAGAAGUAUUCUCUUGACCUGUGUAGACCUUUGUUUGGUCAAUUUGCUUUGUGUUUUGUUGUUUUAAUGAUCAAUUAUGUACCUAAUCUGUGUCAAUUUAAAUUCCACAAAAUAACUAUAAUGUGGAUUAUAUGCUUGUCUCCUCCAGUCUUAAUAAAACA
Anoplopoma fimbria (sablefish) is the source of this 1819-nucleotide messenger RNA. RefSeq names its product tektin 2 (testicular) (gene tekt2). Bases 180 to 1463 code for a protein of 427 amino acids. Gene Ontology annotation, cellular component: microtubule cytoskeleton; nucleus. The transcript is spliced from 10 exons. The record is from RefSeq and is a predicted model, not a curated record. Gene Ontology annotation, biological process: cilium movement involved in cell motility; cilium assembly. Lineage: Eukaryota; Metazoa; Chordata; Actinopteri; Perciformes; Anoplopomatidae.